AGUUUCAAAUGAAGUUGAAAGUGUGGUAUUUGAAGAGAAGCGCGCGCAGGAAGCUGCUCGGCUGUAUUUCUGUUGGCUGAGUGCAGACCCUGCCCUGAUUGCCUUAUAUCCAUGUCUAUUGACGUGUAGAGAGCAGAUGGAGGCAGAGGGACUGAUCUGAUCUCUAGUCCUCAGAGGUCAUUCUCGCUACAGUUACAGCCACUUGUUGCCAAAUCGCUGAGACCGCGAGCGCGUCGCGAAACCGCUUUCAUAAAGAGCUAUUUCUUUGCUUUCACGACACAGAUCUAGAUGUUGAGACGGGAAUACAAACACUUCUGACUUUGUUUGGGGGAAAAAGGUCACUUUUGAGCAAAUUCGUCGCAUUUGACGGGAGAAGCAUGGUUGACAACACAAGCAUAGCAACUAAAUCUGCACUGCAAGCCGCUUUCUCGUCGGCGAGCACUCUUCCUCUGCUGGUCAGCUCCUCCAGCGCCCACAGUCAGUCGAGCGGCGGCGGCGGGAUGAAGCUGGAGGCGGUCAUGGAGAACCUGCAGCGACAGCAGGCGGCUCGACUCGCCCUGGAGGAGAAGAUCCGCCAAGCCGAAAAAGAGAAAGACAUCAGGUCUAUGGUGGAGUCGCAGAUUCAUCAACAAGCUCUGGCUUUCCGCCACUAUCAAGCAGCUGUCAGGGGAGCGUUCGCUGCGGGAGCUCCGAACUCGAGCUCCGGCCACCCAAAUGAGCGCACAGCCGACUCCGACAUCGAUGAUGAUGAUGAUGAUGAUGCUGACCUAGACUUGGACCGCGGCAUGGAUGACGAAGAGCGCGACUUGGAUGAAGAUGACAGUAUGAACGAGGGUGGAGGGGAUGAAGAUUUGGAAGGACCCCUAGCUCACUACCCACCGCGCCAUGCUGUUUAUCCCGGUGCGGGGCAGUCUCCAAAAAGUACCCCGAUACAUCUAUCCAGAAUCCAGCCUCCCUAUCCAGGUCCAGGACAGGUUGAAUCACCGAGUGGUUUGGCACCACAAUCACAAUCGCAGCAGCACGAAUGGACUUAUGAGGAACAGUUCAAACAGUCAGGCCAAGGCAGCGGGCCAGGAAGGAAGCUGAAAGAUUCGAGUGUUGCUUUCGGUGGCGGUGGCUCUUCUCUGAUUCAGGAGCUAUACGAACUGGACGAUGAUGAGAAAAGGAAGGAGUUUCUUGACGAUCUCUUCAGUUUCAUGCAAAAAAGAGGGACUCCAGUGAAUCGGAUUCCUAUCAUGGCCAAGCAGGUGUUGGAUCUCUACACUCUCUACAAGCUUGUCACCGAAAAAGGCGGCUUAGUGGAAGUCAUCAAUAAGAAAAUAUGGCGCGAGAUUACCAAAGGCCUGAACCUUCCUACCUCCAUCACCAGCGCGGCUUUCACCCUCCGAACACAGUAUAUGAAGUACCUCUAUCCUUAUGAAUGUGAAAAGCGGGGACUGAGCUCUCCCGGGGAGCUUCAGGCAGCUAUCGACAGCAAUCGUCGGGAAGGGCGGAGACAGAGUUAUGGCUCCACCCUCUUCAACUACUCCCCUGUGGGCACCCCCACACUGCUGUCUUCCCCCAAACUCCAGAUGCCCCACAUCAGCAUGUCCAACGGCGGGCACAUGACUCAGACCUCUGUUAUCAAGAAUGAGGACUCAAUGCUGUCCAGCUGCCUGACUAACAGGGUGGGCAUCCCUGUGUCUUUGGCCAGCCACCACAGUGCGGCCCAGGCUGCAGCGGCUCAGGCUGCAGCUGCAGCAGCUGUACAGGCGGCCACGUUGGAGCAGCUACGGGAGAAGCUGGAGUCUGGAGAGCCACCGGAGAAGAAAGUGAUGCUCAUGGCAGAGGAGCAGCAGAGGAUAAUGCAGCAUGCGUUGCAGCAAAAUCUGUUCGCCAUGGCAACCCAGCUACCCAUGAACAUCAAACUGAACAACAGAGAUGAUAGACAAGAGACUGCAUUGAACCUGUCUACCAACGGCAUUAGCAGCAUCAACAUGUCAAUAGAAAUAAAUGGGGUUGUCUACACAGGGGUCUUGUUUGCCCGUAAGCCAGCCAUUGGUUUCAUGCCAGGCAGCCAGCGAGUCCAUCACCAACACAGCUCUCAGGGAAAGAGCAGCAGCCCAGGGCUCAGCACCCAGAUGCAGCCGUCCUCCUCCUCCUCCUCCACCGCCUCCUCACACGGACCAGCCACCUCCCCUUGAGCCCACAACACCUCUCUCACUCAACUCUCCCCCGACGUCAGAUAAGGCAGGGUCUUUAGGUCAUACUGUUGGACCAGUUUUUUCUGUCUCCUUCAAUGUACAAUGUACAAUUUUUACUGUUUUUCUAACCCUCCCCCUGCAAUCAGGACAAGGAGUGUCCAUCACCGAAAAAACUUCCAUUAAAAUUAAAGGCUGAGCACCUGCAGCUGACAGCCGCACUUUUGAAAUGUGUUACAUUUACAUAUGCAGCAAGUUGCAGCUUGUAAUUUUGUUCUUCUGAGGACGUGUUAUUCAUUGUGGAGUGACUAAAACGUAUUGCGUGACAAUGCCAUGAACACAAGGAGCGGUGUGACGCUCGAGGGGAUGGGAUGUUCCUCAGACUGAGCGCUGGCCUGCUUGAAUGUUGCAUCAAAGCAAGAUUCUUCACUCUCCUACACAGAUCCUUCAUUUUUGGCACAGGAGUCCUUCCUCUUCAUCUUUACUCGUUGCAUUCUUGAAUUAAACAGCAAGAGCUAUUAUCAGCUAUUACCAAAGAGAAUAAGAGCAACCUAUUAGAUUAAUGCCGUUUUAUCACAACCAUCACACAUAUCAAAUGUCAUUGCAAACUAUCAGAAAAAAGCUAUGGAAAGUCACCAAAAUGAAUUCA
Messenger RNA from Rhinichthys klamathensis goyatoka, 2829 nucleotides. RefSeq names its product AT rich interactive domain 3C (BRIGHT-like) (gene arid3c). Gene Ontology annotation, molecular function: DNA binding. The transcript is spliced from 9 exons. Gene Ontology annotation, biological process: regulation of transcription by RNA polymerase II. Lineage: Eukaryota; Metazoa; Chordata; Actinopteri; Cypriniformes; Leuciscidae. Bases 378 to 2183 code for a protein of 601 amino acids. The record is from RefSeq and is a predicted model, not a curated record. Gene Ontology annotation, cellular component: nucleus.